Messenger RNA from Myotis myotis, 1149 nucleotides. RefSeq names its product tescalcin (gene TESC). The transcript is spliced from 8 exons. The record is from RefSeq and is a predicted model, not a curated record. Lineage: Eukaryota; Metazoa; Chordata; Mammalia; Chiroptera; Vespertilionidae. Gene Ontology annotation, molecular function: calcium ion binding. The coding region runs from base 16 to 861 and encodes 281 amino acids.
CUCGCCACUGAGCGAAUGGACGCUGCCGGCCUCCCUCGCCGAUCCAGGCGAGUUUCCGCUCCGACACCGGGAGGCUGUGUGGCGGCACCCGGUGGGAGUGAGCACGGAGCCUCCGGGGGUCUGACGGCCCCGGCUCACACCUGCGUCUGGCCAGAGACCGCAGCCGCGAGGAAGGGGCGAGGCUCGACCUGCAGGGCGGCGGCUGCGGGGACAGAAGGACCUGUCUCAUCGGACCAGAUCGAGCAGCUCCGCCGGAGGUUUAAGCAGCUGAGCGGAGACCAGCCCACCAUUCGCAAGGAGCACUUCAACAACGUCCCUGACCUGGAGCUCAACCCGAUCCGAUCCAAAAUCAUCCGUGCCUUCUUCGAUAACCGGAACCUGCGCAAGGGGCCCAGCGGCCUGGCCGACGAGAUCAACUUUGAGGACUUCCUCACCAUCAUGGCCUACUUCCAGCCCAUCGACAUCACCAUGGACGAGGAGCAGGUGCAGCUGUGCCGGAAAGAGAAGCUGCGAUUUCUGUUCCACAUGUAUGACUCGGACAGCGACGGCCGCAUCACCCUGGAGGAAUAUCGAAAUGUGGUGGAGGAGCUGCUCUCCGGGAACCCGCACAUCGAGAAGGACUCGGCCCGCUCCAUUGCCGACGGGGCCAUGAUGGAGGCGGCCAGUGUCUGCAUGGGGCAGAUGGAGCCUGACCAGGUGUACGAGGGCAUCACCUUCGACGACUUCCUGAAGAAGCCAGCUUCCUCCCCGAAGGCUGGCCACCGCCACGCCUCCAGCCGGGUGGGCCUUUCCUGCUCGGCUAGCGCCUCCCCACCGGAGCUCCACAGCUUCCUUGGUGACCCCACUGCCACCCGCCUUUAGCAGGAACCGUCCUGGUGCCCAGGUAACUUCCAGGAACGUCCUGCUCACCCAGCGAGGGCCAGAGCCUCCCGCGGACCCAGGUGUUUCCUCUGGCCCUCACCCCACCCAGGGCAGCUGCAGGGCCCGGGAAGCGCGUGGCAUCGUGCGUGUGACAGUGGCCUCCCUGUGGCUUUGGCUUCCCCGUUUCCAGCCCCCGGCUGUCCCUGGAGACGCUGUGGUGACAGCUUGAGAGCUUGACGUUCUUACAUAAGCAGGGAGCCCUUGAGAAGUCACCGCCCACCACAUCCC